AUGAGAAAACCUGUGCAUUAUAAAAUAAAAAAGGAAAAAUGUUUACUUAUGUGCAAGGUUUGUUCCAAAGGAUUCGAUAGACCUUCCCUUUUGAAGAGGCAUAUGCGGACCCAUACAGGAGAAAAGCCGCACAUCUGCGAGGUCUGCAACAAAGGUUUCUCGACUUCCAGUUCUUUGAAUACACAUCGUCGUAUUCAUUCCGGCCUGAAACCACAUGCUUGCCAACAAUGCGGAAAGAAGUUUACGGCCAGCUCGAACCUCUAUUACCACAAAAUGACGCAUUCAAAGGUAAAGCCGCAUAAAUGCAUGUUAUGCCCGAAAUCAUUUCCUACUCCUGGAGAUUUGAAAUCUCACAUGUACAUCCAUAAUGGUUCUUGGCCCUUCAAGUGUGACAUCUGUCUAAGAGGAUUCAGCAAAGCUACAAAUUUACGAAAUCAUCUUGUUGUACAUACAGGUUUGAGACAGCACCGUUGCGGUAUUUGCGAAAAGCGAUUCGCUCUUCUCUGCAACUUGAAGGCUCACAUCAAAAUUCAUGUCUCAGACUAUCCAUCAGCUACUGAAGAUCGCGAUCAGUCCAGAAGCGAAUGUCAUCGUCAGGAAAAGCACAAUAUACGAAGUAUUCUCGACACUUUUCAAGCCGACUGUAUUUUUAAUUAUCAAAUACUACAACAAGUUUUGUAUCAAAAUUCUACCCCAUUUACUUCAUACCCGGCACUUGGUGAUUAUGGAACAUUCCGGAUUUUAUAAAAAAAGUAUAUUAAUUAACUGUUCAAAGAAUCAAAAAUUAUUCUAUUGUUAACUGAUAUCAAAAUUGUGAUGGGGAUAUUUGAAUGUAAAUUAGC
Molecule: messenger RNA, 842 nt
Organism: Agrilus planipennis (emerald ash borer)
Lineage: Eukaryota; Metazoa; Arthropoda; Insecta; Coleoptera; Buprestidae
Product: zinc finger protein 239-like
Exons: 4
Coding region: 1-747 (248 amino acids)
Cellular component (GO): nucleus
Source: RefSeq, a predicted model, not a curated record